AUGAGCUCUUACUUUGUAAACUCGUUCUCGGGGCGCUACCCGAACGGCCCCGACUAUCGGUUACUCAAUUAUGGGGCCGGCAGUUCGGUGAACGGUUCCUACCGAGAUCCAAGCACCAUGCACUCCAGCUCUUACGGCUACGGCUACAAUGGCAUGGACCUUAGCGUCAACCGCUCGGCCUCCUCCUCCUCCUCCUCCUCCUCCUCCUCCUCCACCUCCUCCACCUCCUCCUCCUCCUCCUCCGGCCACUUCGGGGCUCAGAGCUGCCGCGGUUUCCCUUCUCCAAGCCGGGAGAGCGGCUUUAGACAAGCGGCCGCUCGCUCCUCGUCCUCUCCUCCGGACUCUGUGCCCUGCUCCAGCAGCGAGGGCCGCGGGGCCGAGCCCGGCCCGUCCCCCUCGGAUGCGGCCGCCGCCUCCGGCGCUCGUUUCGCGGAACUGACCGGGACCGACGAGGGCGCUGCAGGGAGCGGCGGCAUCGGCCGAGCUCAGGCGGAGCCCGUCGGGAGCUCCGCGCCAGCGACACAAGGGCAGGCGCCUCAGAUAUUCCCCUGGAUGAGGAAACUUCACAUUAGCCAUGACACGCCGGGAGCGGACGGGAAGAGGGCGAGGACCGCGUACACCCGGUACCAGAGCCUGGAGCUGGAGAAGGAAUUCCACUACAGCCGCUACCUGAGCCGCAGGAGGAGGAUCGAGAUCGCUCACUCGCUGUGCCUCACCGAGCGCCAGAUCAAAAUCUGGUUCCAGAACCGCAGGAUGAAGUGGAAAAAGGACAAUAAACUUAAAAACAUGAGCUUGGCCUCGGCGGGCAACGCGUUUCAACCCUAAAAAACAAAAACAAAAACGAAACAAAAACAAAAAUUAACAACGAUUUAAAAAAAAAAAAAAGUUAAAAUAUUAUCAUAGCGAAUCUACAGGAGAGACGGGGGAGGAAAAAACAAAAAUAAAUAAUGAGGGGGGGGAGAAAAAAAAAAAAAACAAACAGAAAGGUGGUGGUGAAGAAGAGGUGAAGAAAAAAAAAAAUAAAAAAAAAAUUAAGAAACGGCCGCGGAUUUUUAGUUUUUGGAGUACUGUACAGUGAGGCACCUUCUUUUCGGCCUGCGGUUGAUUUAUCCUAAAAUAAUAAUACUAAUUAAUAAUAAUAAUAAUUAAUAAUAAUAAUUUCCCGCUCCUCUCGGUUAUCCCAGGACCUGAGCUCGUGUCGUGUUCUCCCUUUUUUGUUCGUUCGUUAAAAAAAAAAAAAAAAUGGGGAAAAAAAAAAAAACCAAAACAAAUAUUAAUUAAAUUUUAUUUCCAGAUGUUUUUCCUUGCUGUCGUUGUUCUUCUAAACGUGUGUGUCGGUGCUCCCGAUGCUUUCUGGAAAUGUGUUCUGUGAGACCUUUGAAUGUUCUAAUUUAUUUAUAAACCGAGAUCAGAUGCGCUUCUUUCUUUAUUUGGUGGUUUUCCCUUUUUUUUUUCCUUUUUUUUUCCCUCCCCCCCCCCUCAAGUUUCUCUUUUUUAUUUUUAUUUUUUUUUUUUUCCCACCCCCGCCCGGUGAGUUUAGCGCUCUUGGGUGAAUUUUUCACCCGAUUAAAAAAAAAUAAUAAUAAUCGGGGGUUCCUGCGCUGCAAUCGCGGAAGAAAAAAAAAAAAAAUUAAAAAAAAAAAAAAAGAAAAAGUUAAAAAAAAAAACAAAAAACCAAAAAUUGUAAAAAAGAGGGGGGGGAAAAAGAAAGAAAAGAAAAAAAAAACCAAAAUAAACAACAACAACAAAAAAAUCAGCUUGUAUUUUUCUGUCUUAAAAUUGUCCAGUCUGUGUUUUAGUCGGAACUCCGGGGAUUUCUAAUCCCGGCCUAAUUCGAAUUUCGCUGUUAAAAAAAAUAACAAAAAAAUUAAUAAUAGGUGAAAAAAAAAAAAUUAAAAUUUCUAUAAAAUCGGGAGAAAUCGACGCUGGAGUGUUCUGAUGUUUGUAAAUAUUAGAAAUAUUUCUGCCGUGAGUAAUGGGUGUUCUGUGUAAAAAAUGGAAUUUGUCACGUCUGGUUAAAGAAAAAAAGGUUGGUUUUUUUUUUUUUUUGUAUUUGUUUGUAGAUUUAUUCGAAUUUAAAUAAACGUUUUUUUCCUCCCCAUCCACCCCACCCCCGACUCACAAAGGCUCCAAGUCGCGUUUUUAUAAACCCGUCCCCUCCUGGGUAUCAGGAACGCCCCAAAAAUCACCGAAAAAUCACUGAAGUGUCGCCCAAAAAUCGCCUGAAAAUCGCUAAAAAUAUCGGCCAAAAAAAUCGCCCGAAAAUCACCAAAAAAUCAGCGAAAUAUCGCCCCAAAAUCAGCAAAAAAACACAAAAAAAUCGUCCCGAAAUCACCAAAAAGUCACCAAAUUAUCGGCCAAAAAUCGCCUGAAAAUUCACUAAAAAGUCACCAAAUUAUCGGCCAAAAAAAUCACCAAAAAAUCAGUAAAAUAUGGCUUAAAAAUUGCUCAAAAAUCAGCAAAAAAUCAGUAAAAUAUCGCUCAAAAAUCGCCCAAAAAUCAGCAAAAAAAGUCACCCAAAAAUCGCCCAAAAUCAGCAAAAAAAGUCACCCAAAAAUCGCCCAAAGUCACCAAAAAAUCAGUAAAAUAUCGCCCAAAAUUGCCCAAAAAUCAGUAAAAUAUCGCCGAAAAAUAGCCCAAAAAUCAGCAAAAAAUCCCAAAAAAAUCACCCAAAAAUCGCCCCAAAUCACCAAAAAAUUACUAAAAUAUCGCCCAAAAAUCGCCGGAAAAUCACCGAAAAAUCACCAAAAAAUCACUAAAAAAAUCGCCCAAAAAUCGCCGGAAAAUCACCAAAAAAAUCACUAAAAUAUCGCCCAAAAUUGCCCAAAAAUCACCAAAAAACCAGUAAAAUGUCGCCUAAAAAUUGCCCAAAAAUCACUAAAAAAUCAGUAAAAUAUCGCCCAAAAAUCGCCCAAAAAUCACCAAAAAAUCACCUAAAAGUCGCCCAAAAAUCACUAAAAAAUCAGUAAAAUGUCGCCCAAAAAUCGCCGGAAAAUCACCAAAAAAUCAGUAAAAUAUCGCCCAAAAUUGCCCAAAAAUCACCAAAAAAAUCACUAAAAAAUCGCCGGAAAAUCACCAAAAAAUCAGUAAAAUAUCGCCCAAAAUCGUCCAAAAAUCACAAAAAAAUCACCUAAAAGUCGCCCAAAAAUCACUAAAAAAUCAGUAAAAUAUGGCCCAAAAAUAACAAAAAAAAUCACCAAAAAAUCAUCCAAAAAUCACCCAAAAAUGACCAAAAAAUGACCCCAAAAUGACCAAAACUUCAGGCAAAAGUGACCCCAAAUGACCCAAAGAUGAUCCCAAAAUCGCGGCUCCCCCCGGGAUCCAACCGCGAGCUCCCCGCCCUCCGUCACCCCCAAAACCGCCCGGAUUCGCCCCAAAACACCAGAAGCUCUUUCCGCUCCCAAAGCUUUUAGUUUGAAUUGAUUUCUGAUUUUAUUUAUUUUUUAUUUCCCCCCCUCCCCUCUCCCGCCGCAUUCCCGAACGUUUCGGGGAUGCUCGGUAAAGGAGGGGGGUAAUGAAAAUGAAAAUGAAAAUA
Molecule: messenger RNA, 3535 nt
Organism: Cinclus cinclus
Lineage: Eukaryota; Metazoa; Chordata; Aves; Passeriformes; Cinclidae
Gene: HOXB5
Product: homeobox B5
Exons: 2
Coding region: 1-825 (274 amino acids)
Biological process (GO): regulation of transcription by RNA polymerase II; anterior/posterior pattern specification
Cellular component (GO): nucleus
Molecular function (GO): DNA-binding transcription factor activity, RNA polymerase II-specific; RNA polymerase II cis-regulatory region sequence-specific DNA binding
Source: RefSeq, a predicted model, not a curated record